AUGGCCCCAGACUGUGAGCCCUGGUGCCCUUUUGCUUCAGAGGGUGAUUACAUUUUUGCUACUGUUGCCAUUGAAGCUGGGCUUAGCUCAACUCAGGUCAAUUCCCUUCUCAAGUCGAUUCAUUGUAUAUGGCAAGGAACAGCAAGCAUCACACUGCAUAAUGAUGCUGGGCUUUGCACCACUUUGGAUAGAAUGGUGGCACAACUAACACCAGCAAGUUCCACUUGUCAGUUCUUGAAGUUUGAAAUUGCUGUGCCCUAUAAGGGCAGUGACAUGACAUUCCCCAUCCACAUCUGCCCUCUGUGGGACUUGGCCCUCAAUUUAUUGCAAAAUCCUUUUCUUGAACCACACUUUGUCUGGGAUGCUGAACAGGUCUUCAAACUUGAUGGUGAGAUGUAUGAAUGCUUCUACACUGAACCUUGGAUGGGCAAUCAUUGGUGGGAUAUUCAAUCACGGUUACCCAUGCAUGCAGAGAAUUCUGUUCCAUUUGCAUUUAUUCUUUAUGCUGACAAGACACAGCUGUCAUCUCAUGGUACUGUCAAGGGUUACCCCAUGGUAGUGAGUUGUGCCAACCUCCCAGUUCACAUUUGCAAUGGUGAACAAUACAGUGGUGGCUGUGUGGUAGGCUGGCUUCCAAUUGUGAGUAUAAUAUCUCUUUGUUUUAGAGUAAUAAAUUGA
This is a messenger RNA of Pisolithus orientalis, 678 nucleotides long. RefSeq lists its product as uncharacterized. Bases 1 to 678 code for a protein of 225 amino acids. The record is from RefSeq and is a predicted model, not a curated record. NCBI's taxonomy places the organism in Eukaryota, Fungi, Basidiomycota, Agaricomycetes, Boletales, Pisolithaceae. The transcript is spliced from 3 exons.